Molecule: messenger RNA, 1232 nt
Organism: Clunio marinus
Lineage: Eukaryota; Metazoa; Arthropoda; Insecta; Diptera; Chironomidae
Source: the annotation of a GenBank genome assembly
UCAGUACGUGAAACAAGUUUCAUUGAACAAGAAGGUUUUCGGCUCUCAACUAGAAAAUAAUUUUUUUUCUACACAAUUGAAACAACGGGAAAUAAAAUCAAUUUGGAACAAUCCACGUUGUAGAUUUCAUUCUCAUCUGAAAGUUGAAAUCUGUAAAAUAAAAUGGAGUGGUGGUUGAUUUUAAUUAUUGUUUUGUCAGUUUUUCUCGGCAUUGCACUUUUGCUUCUUCUCUUAAGAUGGUACAUGCGUGGAUCUAAUUACACAAAAGAUACAAAAAUCGAUAAUAAAGUUGUGAUUAUUACUGGCGCUAAUACCGGCAUAGGAAAAGAGAAUGCCAUUGACUUUGCAAAGCGAGGCGGUAAAGUUUACAUAGCAUGUCGAGAUCUUAAACGAGGCGAAGAUGCUUUAGGGGAAAUUAGAAGAAUUAGCGGAAGCAAUAACGUUCAUUUUCUUCAACUCGAUCUUGCUUCAAUGGAUUCAAUUCGUGAAUUCAGUAGAAAGUUUCAUGAACUUGAAUCACAACUUCAUAUUCUUAUUAACAAUGCUGGCGUAAUGGCUUGCGACAAAGCAUACACAAAAGACGGCUUUGAAAUGCAAUUGGGAACGAAUCAUCUCGGUCAUUUUCUUCUUACUCAUCUUCUGCUUGAUUUGUUGAAAGCUUCAGCUCCAAGUAGAAUUGUAGCUGUUUCUUCAGAAGGCCACAGAAUGGGAAAUAUAAACAAAACAGAUUUGAUGAGUGAAAAAUCAUACUCGAAAUGGGGAGCGUACGGACAAAGUAAGUUGGCAAACAUUUUGUUUGCACGAGAAUUGGGGAAAAAACUUGAAGGAACAGGUGUGGUUGUCAACAGUCUUCAUCCAGGUGUGGUUAAAACAGAACUUGGACGACAUAUGAGUGCGAAUUUCCAAAGAUUCUUCAUGAAACCUUUCUCAUUCUUAUACAAAACACCAUGGGAAGGUGCACAGACGCAAAUUUGUGUCGCUCUCGAUCCUGACUUGGAAAAUGUUACCGGAAAAUAUUUCAGCGAUUGCAAAGAGAAAACGCCGUCGAGUAACGCGAGAAAUGAUGAAACUGCUAAAUGGUUAUACGAUAAAAGUAUUGAACUUGUGAAGUUGUAGACGAUCAUCAAGCAUAAAUUUAUUUUCUUAUUUAAAUCAGUGUUUAAUUAAAUUUGAAUGACAUACAAAUUACUGAAAAUGAUUUAAUAUAAAUGUUAAUAAAGAAAAAGAGCUGA